Cynocephalus volans (Philippine flying lemur) is the source of this 1527-nucleotide messenger RNA. RefSeq names its product retrotransposon Gag like 3 (gene RTL3). Lineage: Eukaryota; Metazoa; Chordata; Mammalia; Dermoptera; Cynocephalidae. The transcript has a single exon. The record is from RefSeq and is a predicted model, not a curated record. Gene Ontology annotation, molecular function: zinc ion binding; nucleic acid binding. Bases 1 to 1521 code for a protein of 506 amino acids.
AUGGUGGAGCACUUAGCAGCCUCCUAUAUUGCUCUGAAACUGGAGAAUGAAAUUCUGCAAGCCCAAGUGCAGCGGCUGAUGGAAGAAAAUGCUGCCCUCCAGGCCCAGAUUCCAGCGCUCCAGAAGUCCCAAGCAGCCAAAGAGGAUGAACCACUCCAAAACCCCUCACAGACCCAGGAGCCCCAGAAGCCCCCAGAGCCCCUGGGUCCCCCAGCAGGCUGGGAUCCCCAAGAGCCCCCAGAGGUCAAAGAGGCCCAGAAGCCCCCAGAGCCCCUGGGUCCCCCAGCAGGCUGGGAUUGCCAGGAGCCCCCAGAGGUCAAAGAGGCCCAGAAGCCCCCAGAGCCACUGGGUCCCCCAGCAGCCUGGGAGCCCUCAGAGCUCCCAGAGGUCAAGGAACCCCAGAAGCCCCCAGAGCCCCAGGAUCUCUCAGCCUGGGAGCCUACCGAAGCAGAGGAGCCCCAGGAGGCCCAGAAGCCCCUGGAGCCCCCAUCAAUCCAGGAGCCCCAGAAUUCAGAACCACAGGAUCCCCCAAAAGCUGAGGAGCCCCAGGAGGCACCAGAAUGCCAGGAGACAUCGGCACAGCUGGAACCCCUUGAUCUUCCAGCUCCCCAGGAGCCUCUGGAGCCUUGGGUGCCUCAGGAAUCCCUGGAUCCUUCAGGUACCCAGGAGUUAUUAGAACUCUUAGCACCCCAAGAGUCCCUGGAAGGCCUAAUAGUUGUCAAGACAUCAGCAGCUUCAGAGUUCCCACAGGCCCCCAUUGGAUUAGAGGCUGCAGAUUUCCCCCUAGAAUACCCUCUAGUCUUCGAUGGGGAUGCCCAGAAGCUUUCUGAGUUCCUGAUUCAGCUAAAUAGUUACAUGAGAGUCAGAGGGCACCUGUAUCCCACUGAAGCAGCCCUGGUGAGCUAUGUUGGCAACCGCUUCUCAGAUGAGGCAGGAAGGUGGUUCCAGCCCUUAUUGGAUAUCCAAAGCCCCCUGCUGGAGCAAUUUGAAAGUUUCAUACAAGUCCUCCAGGAUACUUUUGACAAUCCAGAAAACAUGGAUGAUGCCAACCACUGCAUCCGUCAGCUCUGCCAACGGGAGGGCCCUGUCCGCCAGUACGUGACUCACUUCUACCUCAUUGCUCAAGAGCUGACCUGGGAUGAACGCACUCUCUGCAUCCAGUUUCAAGAAGGGCUUCCCAGUUUUAUCCGAGAUGAACUGUCUCACACAAGCCCAGCCAACAAUCUGUCUGAUCUGAUCACUCAGUGCAUCAGCCUAGAAGAGAAGCUAAAUGGUAAGCCUGAUCCCAAGCCAUCAGGGGCAGACCCCUCUGAAGAGAAAGAUGGGCCUGAGAGUCUGCCAGCUGAAAACCAGCCUGUGCGGGCCGCAAGCAACCGUCCUCACAUCAGUCAAGCUGAACGGGCCCGCCGCCGUGAAGGCCACUUGUGCCUCUACUGUGGUCAUCCUGGUCAUUUUGCCAGAGAUUGCCCAGUCAAGCCUCACCGUGCCCAGCAGGCGGGAAACAUCGAGGCCCGGCGGUAAGGGGGA